This is a messenger RNA of Tinamus guttatus (white-throated tinamou), 2753 nucleotides long. Lineage: Eukaryota; Metazoa; Chordata; Aves; Tinamiformes; Tinamidae. The record is from RefSeq and is a predicted model, not a curated record.
AGCUGUGCAUCUCCUCACCCUUCCCUACCCCGUACGGAUCGUCUCUUUCUGGCGCUCUGACGCUCUCUUUCCUGUCUCUGCAGGGUGGCCUGAUUGCUCUGCUCCUGCUCCUGUUGGUCUUCACGGUGGCUCUGUACGCUCAGCGGCGCUGGCACAAGCGCCGCCGGAUCCCGCAGAAGAGCGCGAGCACGGAGGCCACGCACGAGAUCCACUACAUCCCUUCGGUGCUGCUGGGCCCGCAGGCCCGCGAGAGCUUCCGCAACUCGCGCCUCCAGGCCCACAACUCGGUCAUUGGGGUGCCCAUCCGCGAGACCCCCAUCCUGGAUGACUAUGAGGACGAGGAAGAGGAGGAGACCCCGCGGCGGGCAGAGCCCAGCGCCAGGGAGGACGAGUUUGGCAGCCAAGUGACGCGGACCCUGGAGAGCCUGGGCCGGGCUGGGGAGGAGAAACCUGAAUACGAGAAGAAAGCUCCCGAGGUGACGCAGGAGACGGUGGAGUCCCUCAUGCAGAAGUUCAAGGAGAGCUUCCGCACCAACACGCCCAUCGAGAUCGGGCAGCUGCAGCCCGCGCUGCGCAGCCCGGCCCUGGGGAGACGGAAGCGGAAGCGCCGGAGCCGGCCCCGAGGUGGUAUCGGCUUUGGACGUGCCAAAGGAAACUCCGGCUCGGAGGCAGACGACGAGACCCAGCUCACCUUCUACACGGAGCAGUAUCGGAGCAGGAGGCGAAGCAAAGGUUCCAUGAAGAGCCCCGUGAACAAGACGGCUCUCACCCUCAUUGCUGUCAGCUCCUGCAUCCUGGCCAUGGUGUGCGGCUCCCAGCUCUCCUGCCCGCUGACGGUGAAGGUGACUCUUCAUGUACCUGAGCACUUCAUUGCUGAUGGCAGCAGCUUCGUGGUGAGUGAGGGGAGCUACUUGGACAUCUCCGACUGGUUAAAUCCAGCCAAGCUUUCCCUUUACUAUCAGAUCAACGCCACCUCCCCCUGGGUGAGAGACCUCUGUGGACAGAGGACCACGGAUGCCUGCGAGCAGCUCUGCGACCAAGAGACAGGAGAAUGCAGCUGUCAUGAAGGUUAUGCCCCAGACCCCGUCCAUCGUCACCUGUGUGUGCGCAGUGACUGGGGACACAGUGAAGGGCCUUGGCCCUACACCACACUUGAGAGGGGAUAUGAUUUAGUCACAGGAGAGCAAGCACCGGAGAAGAUCCUCAGGUCCACCUACAGUUUGGGUCAAGGCCUGUGGCUGCCGGUCAGUAAGAGCUUCGUGGUGCCUCCUGUGGAGCUUUCCAUCAAUCCUCUCGCCAGCUGCAAGACAGAUGUUCUGGUAACGGAAGACCCAGCAGAUGUCAGGGAAGAAGCGAUGCUGUCCACCUACUUUGAAACCAUCAAUGACUUGCUCUCCUCCUUUGGGCCCGUCCGAGACUGCUCCCGCAACAACGGCGGCUGCACCCGCAACUUCAAGUGUGUUUCGGACCGCAAGGUGGACUCCACGGGCUGCGUGUGUCCCGAGGACCUGAGGCCCAUGAAGGACGGCACCGGGUGCUACGACUACUCCAAAGGGAUCGACUGCUCCGAUGGCUUCAACGGCGGCUGCGAGCAGCUCUGCCUCCAGCAGACCCUUCCCCUGCCGCAUGACCCCUCGUCCAGCACCAUCUUCAUGUUCUGCGGGUGUGUUGAGGAGUACAAACUGGCCCCGGAUGGCAAGUCCUGCCUCAUGUUGUCCGACAUCUGCGAGGGCCCCAAGUGCCUGAAGUCAGAUGCUAAAUUCAACGAUACCCUCUUUGGGGAGAUGCUCCACGGCUAUAACAACAGGACCCAGCACGUCAACCAAGGCCAAGUGUUCCAGAUGACUUUCAGGGAGAAUAACUUCAUCAAGGACUUUCCGCAGCUGGCCGACGGCCUCCUCGUGAUCCCCUUGCCCGUGGAGGAGCAGUGCCGCGGCGUCCUCUCGGAGCCCCUGCCCGACCUCCAGCUUCUCACCGGAGACAUCAAGUACGACGAGGCAAUGGGCUACCCCAUGGUGCAGCACUGGAGGGUCCGGAGCAACCUGUACAGAGUGAAGCUCAGCUCCAUCACCCUGUCUGCAGGCUUUGCAAACAUCCUCAAGAUCCUGAGCAAGGACAGCAGCCGGGAGGAGCUGCUCUCCUUCAUCCAGCAGUUUGGCUCCCACUACAUCGCGGAGGCGCUUUACGGCUCCGAGUUCAGCUGCACCAUCCACUUCCCCAGCAAGAAGGUCCAGCAGCAGCUCUGGCUGCAGUACCAGAAAGAAACAACUGAGCUUGGGAACAAGAAGGAAUUGAAAUCCAUGCCAUUCAUCACCUACCUCUCGGGCCUGCUGACAGCACAGAUGCUCUCUGACGACCACCUCAUCUCAGGUGUGGAGAUCCACUGUGAGGAGAAGGGGCGCUGCCCAUCUACCUGCCACUUGUGCCGGCGCCCGGGCAAGGAGCAGCUCAGCCCCACGCCGGUGCUGCUGGAGAUCAACCGCGUGGUGCCCCUGUACGCCCUCAUCCAGGACAACGACACCAGGGAGCAUCAAGUAGGAGGCCUGGAGAUGGCCCCAGUCAGCAGCAGUGGCCCUGGCCCGUGGCACAAGCAAGGCUUGCAGAUGUCCGAGCCGAGCACUCCGCCCCUGCAGUAUGAGCCCAGCAAGAGCACUUUGUCCAGGGAGCUGGGACGGCACCGCAGCCGUCUGGCAACGGGAGCCGUGCGGAUACUGGCCAAGUCUCCUACCUCCAAGCACAGCGUCCGCAGCUGA